UGCUCUUAGGAGUGGCUGAGCAGGUUCGGCUACCUGCCCCCUGCAGACCCCACAACAGGGCAGCUGCAGACACAGGAGGAGCUGACCAAGGCCAUCGCGGCCAUGCAGCGGUUCGGAGGUCUGGAGGCCACCGGCAUCCUGGACGAGGCUACCCUGGCGCUGAUGAAGACCCCGCGGUGUUCCCUCCCCGACCUCCCGGCCGCAGCACCAGCGCGAAGGAGGCGCCAGGCUCCAGCUCCGACCACGUGGAACAGACGGAGUUUGUCCUGGAGGGUCCGCACGUUCCCACGGGACUCGCCCCUGGGCCGCGACACGGUGCGCGCACUCAUGCACUACGCCCUCAAAGUCUGGAGCGACAUCACGCCCCUCAACUUCCACGAGGUGGCAGGCAGCGCGGCGGACAUCCAGAUCGACUUCUCCACGGCUGACCACAACGAUGCCUACCCCUUCGACGGCCCCGGCGGCACCGUGGCCCACGCCUUCUUCCCCGGAGACCACCACGCCGCGGGGGACGCCCACUUUGACGAUGACGAACCCUGGGCCUUCCGCUCCUCAGAUACCCAACAGAUGGACCUGUUCGCGGUGGCUGUCCACGAGUUUGGCCACGCCAUCGGGCUGAGCCACGUGGCGGCCACAAGCUCCAUCAUGCAGCCCUACUACCAGGGCCCAGUGGGCGACCCUCUGCACUACCGCCUCCCCUAUGAGGACAGGGUACGGGUCUGGCAACUGUAUGGCGUGCGGGAGUCUGUGUCCCCCACGGCGCAGCCAGACACCCUGGAGCCCGAGGAGCCUCCACUCCUGCCCGAGCCCCCCGACAAUCGGUCCAACUCCCCGCCCAGGAAGGACGUGCCCCACCGCUGCAGUACGGACUUCGAUGCUGUGGCCCAGAUCCGCGGGGAGGCCUUUUUCUUCAAAGGAAAGUACUUCUGGCGAUUGACACGGGAUGGGCACCUGGUGUCGCUGCGGCCCGCGCAGAUGCACCGGUUCUGGCGGGGUCUGCCGCCGCGCCUGGACAGUGUGGACGCCGUGUAUGAGCGUGCCAGCGACCACAAGAUCGUCUUCUUCAAAGGAGACAGAUACUGGGUAUUUAAGGACAAUAACGUAGAGGAAGGAUACCCACGGCCCGUCUCAGACUUCGGCCUCCCGCCGGGCGGCGUCGACGCUGCCUUCGCCUGGGCCCACAAUGACAAGACUUAUUUCUUUAAGGACGAGCUGUACUGGCGCUUCGAUGAGCACACGCGGCGCAUGGACCCCGGCCACCCCGCCCGGAGCCCCCCGUGGAGGGGCAUCCCCCGCACCCUCGACGAUGCCAUGCGCUGGUCUGACGGUGCUGCUUACUUCUUCCGCGGCAAGGAGUACUGGAAGGUGCUGGAUGGUGAGCUGGAGGCCGCCCCCGGGUACCCGCAGUCCACGGCGCGGGACUGGCUGGUCUGCAGAGACCCGCAUGCGGACGCGGAGGCAGCGGGCGGAGAGGCCAGGGCCCACGCCCAGCCGGGACAGCACGGCCAGAGCCGCGCUGAGGACGCCUUCGAGGUCUGCUCCUGCACCUCGGCCGCCUCUUCUCCCACAGGGGCCUCGGGCCCACUGCUGGCCGCCUCGCUGCUGCUGCCCCCGAGCGCCCUGUGGACAGCAGCCAGGGCCCUGGCACUCUGACCACCGCCAGCCUGCGAGAGGGCAGAGGGGCCACGGCUGGGGUCUCUCCGAACAUGGGCGAUGCCCCCACCCCUCCAGUGCCCGGACCAAGAGUUCCUGCAGCGCCACACGUGGCCUUGGGGCUCCAGCCUGGCGGAGAAGGACGCACUGCGGACUCCCAGCAGAGACCACCGGGUCGCACCCCCGACAC
Messenger RNA from Neogale vison (American mink), 1843 nucleotides. It is a transcript of the gene MMP17, whose product is annotated as matrix metallopeptidase 17. Gene Ontology annotation, molecular function: zinc ion binding; metalloendopeptidase activity. The record is from RefSeq and is a predicted model, not a curated record. Bases 103 to 1653 code for a protein of 516 amino acids. Lineage: Eukaryota; Metazoa; Chordata; Mammalia; Carnivora; Mustelidae. Gene Ontology annotation, biological process: collagen catabolic process; extracellular matrix organization; proteolysis. The transcript has 9 exons. Gene Ontology annotation, cellular component: extracellular matrix.